This is a messenger RNA of Ictalurus punctatus (channel catfish), 1384 nucleotides long. RefSeq names its product P2Y purinoceptor 11. Gene Ontology annotation, cellular component: plasma membrane. Gene Ontology annotation, biological process: calcium-mediated signaling; G protein-coupled receptor signaling pathway; cellular response to ATP. Lineage: Eukaryota; Metazoa; Chordata; Actinopteri; Siluriformes; Ictaluridae. The coding region runs from base 176 to 1057 and encodes 293 amino acids. The record is from RefSeq and is a predicted model, not a curated record. The transcript has 2 exons. Gene Ontology annotation, molecular function: G protein-coupled ATP receptor activity; neurotransmitter receptor activity.
UCAAAAGAAAACUUCAAAUAAUAAGCUCAAAAGUAAGAAACAGCAACAAGCAAGCUGAGAGUAUUUCUGCAUUAUUGUUCUCUUUAUGAUUCUUUGGGUGUUUUUUGAAGUCUGAGAGAAUCUGCAGUUUUCAAUCCAACUGACUGGAGUCAGGAGGCUCAGUAAAAUUGGAUACAUGAACCGCAGCAGCUGCAACAGUACAUUUCAAAAGGAACUGUUACCUCCCAUCUACGGUGUGGAGAUGUUUGUGGCAUUGAUGGGGAACAUACUGGCGCUGUGGCUGCUUGUGACAAAAGAGAAGAAAAACUGGCACACAGGAGUGGUGUUCUCGUGCAACCUGGUCAUCAGUGACAUCCUUUAUGCGCUCACUCUCCCACUUCUUAUUGUCUACUAUUCAAAAGGAUUGAAGUGGGAAUUUGGUGCUGCUGUCUGCAAAAUAGAGCGCUUCCUCUUCACUUCCAACCUCUAUGCGAGCAUUUACUUCAUCAUGUGCAUAAGUGUCACUCGAUACCUAGCCAUCGUUCAUCCCUUUUACACACAUGAGCACAUUCACUUAAAACACACCAAGAUCAUCAGUGUGUUUGUCUGGAUUUCUGUAGCAAUCAUUUCAUCUCCGAUCCUCUACUAUUCAGGUGUCCAGAGUGACAGAUGUUCCUUAUUUUCAGAACCAGGCCAGGAAUCUAAAAAGGUUAUCGCUCGGGUGUUUAUGGCUGUUAUAGGCUGCUUAGUCCCAUUUGUGGUUACUUUUGCAUCCUAUUUUGGUGUAAUGGUGGCUCUUUCUAAAAACGUCAAUAUCACCUCACUGGACAAGAAAAAAGUGUCUCUGACUGUGGCAUUAAUUUGCAUCCUGUACAUUGUGUCUUUUGUCCCUUAUCACAUUCUGCAAAUAUGGUACUUUAAAAUUAAGGAAGAAGGAAAUAUUAAUUAUUAUGUGUGUAAUGGAUACCCGGCAUCAAAGGCCCUAGCCUGCCUGAACAUGUGCCUACAUCCCAUCCUGUACAUGGCAAUGCUUGACAGCAUCACAUGCUGUAGAAGGAGCCUGAACGAAUACUUAUGAAUAUUUUUAACCAACAGUCCUAAAACAACUGCACUCUGUACGGCUCAGAUUUGCAAUAGCUUACUUUGGUAUGUUUUGGAAAAUGUAGUAAAAUUGUGCAUGAUUAAAUGAGAACAUUUCCUGUUUCAUGACGCUUAGACCCUAAACGUGAACUAGUCAUUUUGAUUUCUCAUAAUAUGUCACAGCAAAAUGAGUAAAAUGAUAAAUGUCAGAAAAUAGCAUUUAGUGAUAUUUAGUGAUAUUUAGUAAAACUGAUGUCAAUGAUUCAGUUUGUGGGUGGUAUGGUGGCGCAGUGGGGAGCAUUUCCAAUACGGUGAUAUAUGUAUU